Cicer arietinum (chickpea) is the source of this 447-nucleotide messenger RNA. The record is from RefSeq and is a predicted model, not a curated record. NCBI's taxonomy places the organism in Eukaryota, Viridiplantae, Streptophyta, Magnoliopsida, Fabales, Fabaceae.
AUGGAACAUGCUGAUGAUGCUGGAUUCCCCGGAGGACCUACGUUGAGACAUGUGUUGACACAGUAUGAGCACCACGUGGCUCGGCGACUAUGGGAAGGAGAGGAUCGUGGACCGUUAAAGGUCAUUACUCAUGGAUUGAAGUUGAAGAAGUUUUCUGAAGUUCCUGUGCCACAUCCUGUAGAGCAUUGGAUUCGGGAAUCUGGGCUGCUACCUCUUUCUUCGGCCUACCUCACUAUGGUUGAUGCUGGUCUCGUCUCGGCAUUUAUUGAAAGAUGGCACAGGGAGACCAGCUCAUUUCAUUUGCCAUUUGGAGAGAUGACCAUUACUUUAGACGACGUAGCUACUCUCCUUCACAUAUCACCGAAUGGUAAAUUUUUUGAUGCACCUGUGAAUAUGAGUACUAAUAAUGCUGCUAGAGCUGCACAUGAGUACUUAGUGGCUGCGUGA